CUGUGCGACACAAACGUGGUAUGCAAAAACUCUAUUUCCCAGAUAUCACUGUUUCAUUUGUAUAUCCGGUACGGGUUGUCCUAGGGGCUCGACAAAGGGUUGGACUUCCUCUCUCUCCCGAUAUCUCGACGGAGGUGCAACAUGCCUGCCAAGGACGACAAGAAGAAGAAGGAUUCGGGCAAGUCCAAAAAGGACAAGGACCCCGUCAACAAGUCCGGAGGCAAAGCCAAGAAGAAGAAGUGGUCCAAGGGAAAGGUGAGGGACAAGCUCAACAACUUGGUCCUCUUCGACAAGGCCACCUAUGACAAGCUGUACAAGGAAGUGCCCAACUACAAACUCAUCACACCGGCCGUGGUGUCCGAGAGGCUGAAGAUCAGGGGUUCCCUGGCCAGAGCCGCCCUCCAAGAGCUGCUUCUCAAAGGCAUGAUCAAGCUUGUGUCAAAGCACAGAGCACAGAUCAUCUACACCAGAAACACCAAGGGUGGAGACGAAGCUGUUCCUGAGAAGGAGGCAUAGAAGGCCCUGCCGUCAUGAUUCCAUUGGUUAUGUCUUGGUAUUGUAACAUAAAUUGAAUAAAAACACAAAAACUUUGA
Messenger RNA from Anguilla rostrata (American eel), 593 nucleotides. Its product is annotated as small ribosomal subunit protein eS25-like. The transcript is spliced from 5 exons. The record is from RefSeq and is a predicted model, not a curated record. Bases 142 to 516 code for a protein of 124 amino acids. Gene Ontology annotation, molecular function: structural constituent of ribosome. Lineage: Eukaryota; Metazoa; Chordata; Actinopteri; Anguilliformes; Anguillidae. Gene Ontology annotation, cellular component: cytosolic small ribosomal subunit.